GUGAAUGUUGAUGACACCACAGAAAUGUUACCAAAAUCAAGGCGAGCGUUGACCAUUCAAGAGAUUGCAGCGUUGGCGCGAUCCUCCCUACAUGGUAUUUCGCAGGUAGUGAAGGACCAUGUGACGAAGCCCACAGCCAUGGCCCAGGGCAGAGUAGCCCACCUCAUUGAGUGGAAGGGAUGGUGUAAGCCAAUGGAAACGCCUGCAGCCCUGGAAUCGGACUUUAAUUCUUACUCCGAUCUCACCGAGGGAGAGCAGGAGGCCCGCUUCGCUGCUGGUGUCGCAGAACAGUUCGCCAUUGCCGAGGCUAAACUGAGGGCCUGGUCGUCAGUAGAUGGCGACGAUUCCAACGAUGACUCAUACGAUGAAGACUUUUUGCCCGCCAACGAGCCUGCAACACAGAGCACAGAUGUGCCGUCAUAUCCUCUGUACUUAAAAGACCUGAUCCACAGUCAGCUUUGUCAACACCUGGGCCUGCGUGGGCCGUGCAGCGAGGGAGGGGGCGGAGGAAGCGCCAGGGAGCCGUCCCCCACAGCGGGCUCGCCGGAGACUUUGUGCUCCAGCUUGUGCAGCCUCGACGAACGCCACCCGCUCUUGCGCGACCUGAGCGGCUACCGCGAGGGACACGGCAACGCCGCCGAGCUGGCCGCCAAAAUUCUGUCAGCGCUGCAGGGAGGGGAGGAGCUUCUUCUGACCCGAUUUCAGAGGGGGGCGCAGAUGGGGCCCACUGGGAGGGACUGUGGUUUCCAUAGCCUAGGGGGGAGCAGGCUUGGCAUCAGGCCUGGCGGUGGUCAGGAGUCUCCUGCAUAUUCUAUGUCAUACUCUGAGACAUACCUGUCCCCCGGAGAGGAUGACGACACGCCCUGCAAGGACUACGAGGCCACCUUAUGCCAGGCGGAGGCCAAUGCGAAGGAGUUUGCGCCAGAUUCCGAGCCUCGCAGGAGGAUGUCCGAUGUGGCCUCUUCAGGGGUCGUUUCGCUUGAUGAGGAUGAAGAGGAGAAUGAAGGAAAAGAUCAGGGCAAGUCAAUAGACCAAUGAUUCCUCUGACCUCAGUGUUACUUGACGCUCUUUUUUUUUUUUUUUUUUUUUUUUUAAACACCCUCUAUCGUGAGGCCAAUGUUUGAUUGUUUACAGUGGACCCCGCAUACUUGCCGUUGGGCACUCGUGAAAUCAUCUAUUUUUUUCCCUUUUUUUUCUAGGAGGAACCAAGACUGAAAACGUUGUAUGUCCCCGCUUAUUUAAGAUUUUGGUUGGGAUUAAAAAUAAAAACAAAGAGAAAAUGCAAUUAUAAUAGCUGUCAAUUGCUUGAUCUUGAUCGAUUUUUGCUAUUCGCACUCCGGCCGGGUCAGGUCAGGUCAGGUCAAUAUCUUCUGUGGAUAGCAGAGGUCCACUGUAUUCCUCUUCAUCAUCCAUCCGUCUUUGCCUUACUUGCAAAAUUCCAAGCCCAUUUGAUCAUUUCUCAAGAAACUCGUUCAAUGCAUCAGCUUUCUCUCUUUUUUUUUUUAUUUGCAAGCGUCUAAACAAUCUUUUUCUGUGCAUGAGAACACGAGUUCUGGACUUGCUACGGUGGCCAUGGCUCAAUUACCACUGCGGGUUUGACGCUCACAAUUACAGGCACCACUCUCACCUGCACUGAAAACUUUCCCAAAAACGAGAGCACGGACACAAUGACUGAGUCCAGAACUCUCAAUUUUUCUUUGCAUGUUUUUUUUUGCAAAUGCUGAAGUUGACGGUCCCAUCCGAGCACGGUUUGUAACCUCAACUGCUGUGUAUGACGACCCCCCAAUCCCACGCCCCCUACCUCCACUCUCACCUACCCUUUGCAAGAGACAAACUAGAGCAUCCUUUUUGGGCAUGGCUUGCUGAGUAUGCCAAACGACUUAUUUCUGUUACUACCAAUUAUAAGCAAAUGCUACAAUGUCUUUAAAGUGACAGUGACCAUAUCUUGAAUUGCUAAAGAAAAAAAAUAUCACAAAGGAUAUGAAAGAAAUGAAAUGAUUUUGUUGUACUAGUUUUCUAUCACUUAUUGGUUGUUCAUAUUAUAUUUCAAAUGUUAUUAUGAUAGCUAGAUUGGAACUGUGUGGAUUCCUGCUUGGAAGACAGAAGAACUUUUUGAGAUAAAACACACAUGCACACACACACUGAGCAGCAGUGGCGACAACAGACAAGGAGAAUGUUACUGAAGUGAUUCUGCUGGUUGGUGAUGAUUUGGAAGUCAGGUUGGCUGAAAAAGACAAAAGUGUUUGUUUUCUGGGACGAUAUGACUUGCUUUGGACAUUUUCUACAUUUUUGUAACCGUCGUCUUGCUUUGAUCUCUAUGCCUAUGCGGUGUAUGUGGUUUCUUGCACGAAGCUAUAUUGUGUCUGUACAUUUCUCCGUUUCUUUGUUAUCACUGUGUGAUAUUGUCUACUGCAAGAAAAAAAAACACAUGUGAACAAAACAGUAUUUUAUUUUUGAUUUCAAGAGGAUGCUGAGUGUUUCACGGUCAUGGCCGUAUGUCAUGAUACUCAGAAAGAGCUCGCAUUUUUACUUUCAAAGCAUUUUGAAACACUCUCCUCCUCUCUCAAUGACUUGAGAAAAGCUUUGUACUAUUCUUUAAACUUGCUGUUGUAAUGUUUGCAAAAGGCACAUUUCUAUGAUUCAUGCGAGAGAUCUUUUCAAGUUCUCCCAGAGGGAAUGUCAUUCAUACAACUCAGGAAAUUCAAUCAGUCCACUCCAUCAGCGCAUCCCACCAGCAUGCAUUAACGCCGCUCAUGUCUCCUUCCGUCUCUUUCUGUGUGCCUGUGUUAGUGUUUGUAAAGGGGGUGCCUUGCAGGCUUAUUUUAU
Syngnathoides biaculeatus (alligator pipefish) is the source of this 2826-nucleotide messenger RNA. RefSeq names its product family with sequence similarity 131 member Ab (gene fam131ab). The transcript is spliced from 4 exons. The record is from RefSeq and is a predicted model, not a curated record. Lineage: Eukaryota; Metazoa; Chordata; Actinopteri; Syngnathiformes; Syngnathidae. Bases 25 to 1038 code for a protein of 337 amino acids.